AUGAUAUCCGAUAUCGACAGCUACACUCAGCACCCUCUCCAACUCGACCCGGCUACGAAGAGCAUAUCCCUCGCCACAACAACAGGCCAGACUCCCGCGCAAGUCGAAGCCAUCAACUCAGAACUCCAACAGUUAAACACGCUACACCGAUCCCUGAUUGGACUUGACUCUCCCAACAUCCCUCCCCCUCCCCUCCCCAUCAACCCCAAACGCAGCGCGCAAAUCACCAAACUGCGAGAGACCGCCAACACCGCGUUCAAGAAGUCAAACUAUACCGAAGCAGUCAAGCUGUAUGGGUAUGCGAUAGACAUGGCCUUCAGUAGGCCGGGCUGGGAACCGGUUAAUCUGGUCCGCGAUGAACUCUCGGGUCUGUAUUCCAACCGUGCGCAGGCAUACAUGUCACAACAGAUGUGGCCUGAGGCGUGGGUCGACUCGAAGUGCAGCGCGGAGUGCAAGCCAGUCGGCAAUGUCAAGGCGUGGUGGCGCGGUGGGAAGUGCUUGGUUGAGAUGAGCAGAUGGGAUGAGGCUCGCGCAUGGGCUGAGCAAGCUCUGGGGAUCGAAGGCCCUGCCAGUGAAGGUGGGAAAGAGCUGGUUGCUUUGUUACAAGAAAUCGAAGCUGGAAGCAAAAGGGCAUAG
Molecule: messenger RNA, 636 nt
Organism: Talaromyces proteolyticus
Lineage: Eukaryota; Fungi; Ascomycota; Eurotiomycetes; Eurotiales; Trichocomaceae
Exons: 1
Coding region: 1-636 (211 amino acids)
Molecular function (GO): protein binding
Source: RefSeq, a predicted model, not a curated record